Molecule: messenger RNA, 594 nt
Organism: Prorocentrum cordatum
Lineage: Eukaryota; Dinophyceae; Prorocentrales; Prorocentraceae
Source: the annotation of a GenBank genome assembly
AUGUCCGUGCAGAUCUAUUUGUUCGCGACGAUGUACCUGCUCCAUUUGCUUGUGCUGAUAUGUGUCCGUGCAGAUCUAGCUGUUCGUGCGGAUCCCCUUGUUCGUGCACAUAUACCUGUUCUUGCUGUUGCCCGACCCUUCCUCCACGAUUUGCUGGGCGAGGUGGCGGCCGUCAUCGAGGAGUCGUUUCGUGCGCAUCUUCCUGGCGGCAGGGAGGGGCGUCUCUGGGCGGCCCUGUUCUUCGUCUUCAUGAUGGUGGCGAGUUUCGCGCGCUUGGUGAUGAGGCUGUUCGUGCAAAUAUACCUGGUGCAGCUCCUCCUGUUCGUGGAUACCCACCUGUUCGCGCAGCUCCUCCCGAUCAGCUUUUGCGUGCAGAUCUACCUGUCCGUCCCGAUCUACCUGUUCGUGCACAUCUACUUGUCCCUUCACAUCUACAUGUUUUUUCCCCUGAUCUACCCGGUCUACCUGUUCGAGUUGACUUACCUGUCCGUGCAGAUCUACCUGUUCGUCUGGGCACUCCUGUCCGUUCAGAUCUACCUGCUCGCGCAGAGUUUCUUUUUCGCGCAGGUCUACCUGAUCGACCUUUCGUGGUGA